AUGACAUCGGGUGCGUGGUCCAGCCGCGACUGGGACACCUUUGCGGCCUCAGCCGUGAUCUGUCUUUUGUGGAUCACUUCGCUGGUCGCCGAAACCGUGUGCCGAUUCAAGGCCACGCUUCUCUGGUACCUGAUUGUGUCCGCCAUCAUCGGGAACAUUGUCAAGAUCAUCUUGAUCAUGGUCUACACAUCCUACUUCGACCCCAUCAUCUACAAUGUCUACAAGGUCUCAGACUGGGCUGUUUUCAUCACGGCUGCGGUGGUGCUGUACAAGCGCAAGGCCUAUGUCGUGCCUGAACGAUCAAAGUUCUUCCUCGACCAAAUCAUGCUCGCUGUGAUCGUCCUGACGCUGACCGCCGGGAAAAUGGCCUGCUUUUAUUCUCCCAUGGAGGUUUGCUGGCCGAUUGAAGGAUCCGUCACCUUUAUUUCCAUGCUGAUUUCGUGUAUCUACUUUGAUCUCUACUACUGCUAUCUGAUCUAUAUUCGCGUGGGAAUGGCUUCGAGUCGUAAGAAGGCUCUCGAGCUGUACUUGCCCGUCAUUUGGACGUUCUUGUCGACGUUUUUGUGCUUCUUGGGCUCCUUGAUGUAUCAAUUCGGAGUCGCCACCUUCUUCUCGAAUAUCUUUUGGAACUUUUGUAGCGUUUUGUUCCCCAUCGUUGCGAUCCAAAGCAACAUUUCCGCCAAUGUCAACAACUUUUUGAAGACCAACCGCAGCGGCGACCGCCACGACACCGAUCGCACAUCGACCCCAAAGUCUUCGAACCACAAACGCAAAGCUUCAAAUCCCGUCGUGUCACCGGUACCCAUCCUCAAGUCGUAUCCGAUCAAGAGGGACCCAGAAUUCCAAGCCAUCGGCGGUUCCCAGGCCGAGCUCGGAUCCUCAGCCUUGCCGCUCCCGAGCACUACCAACCUCAGCACCAUCGCCACGACCUCGACAGAUUUGCUGAGCAAAGACAAGCAGCGCAAUUAAUGUGUGUGUGGGGGGGGGGGUGCGCAGGACAUACCUUUUCCAGUCUCCUUUACCGGCUUUCAGCUUCCUCGUAUCCAUGUUUCGCUCCAUAUUUCCA
Molecule: messenger RNA, 1066 nt
Organism: Polychytrium aggregatum
Lineage: Eukaryota; Fungi; Chytridiomycota; Chytridiomycetes; Polychytriales
Exons: 1
Coding region: 1-969 (322 amino acids)
Source: RefSeq, a predicted model, not a curated record